AUGAAGGCACUGAUUUCUUGGCCACUACUGCUUUUCCUCUGUGCCACCUCCUUCGGGGACCCACUGGCAAAGGUGGCACCUGUGGAUGAUCCUAGACCCAUAGGCCAGAGACUGGGACCUCUGAGGGCCCUGGACCCCUGGGAGCAGGACCUGCGGUGCACGGAGAGAAAGCCUGUCCCAGCCGGGCCGAGCCCUCGGGGGGCCUCGCUGUGUCCCCCUGGCGAGAGCUCUGCGGGGCCCCAGGUGAUGGGUCCAUGCUCCCCGCGCAGUCGCCUGAUCCCCGCGCCCCGGGGCGCGGUGCUGGUGCAGCGGGAGAAGGACCUGUCCUCCUACAACUGGAACUCUUUCGGUCUGCGCUAUGGCAAGCGGCAGACAGCGCCUGGAAGCCGCCGGGGAGGCGCUGAACCUGGCCCAGGGCGCAGGUGCGGGCAGUGA
This is a messenger RNA of Marmota flaviventris (yellow-bellied marmot), 435 nucleotides long. It is a transcript of the gene Kiss1, whose product is annotated as KiSS-1 metastasis suppressor. Lineage: Eukaryota; Metazoa; Chordata; Mammalia; Rodentia; Sciuridae. The record is from RefSeq and is a predicted model, not a curated record. Gene Ontology annotation, biological process: positive regulation of cytosolic calcium ion concentration; G protein-coupled receptor signaling pathway. Gene Ontology annotation, molecular function: kisspeptin receptor binding.